Molecule: messenger RNA, 1613 nt
Organism: Egretta garzetta (little egret)
Lineage: Eukaryota; Metazoa; Chordata; Aves; Pelecaniformes; Ardeidae
Product: heme-binding protein 1-like
Exons: 5
Coding region: 1-750 (249 amino acids)
Source: RefSeq, a predicted model, not a curated record
AUGGAGGAUGGCAGUGGCACCCUCCAGCGCAGCAGCUCUCUGGGGAAAAUCCGGGAUGUGAUACGGAGGAGCAGUGAGAUGUUGGUCAAGAAACUGCAGGGCAAUGGUCCCCUGGAGCCCAGGAACACCAGACUAGCAGGGGGUCCUGUCUCCUCUGUUCCUGCCUGUCAGUGUUGGUUUUGCCACCCAAGUGCUGCAGUGUUGUCAGUGUGCUUAACCCUGACUUGGCUUGUCUGUGGCCUGUUUCAGUGCGAGGAAGCAGCCUACGAGGAGCGGUGGUACCCAGCUGGGAAGUGGGCGUGUGUCACCAAGGGGGAGCCCAUGUAUGAGCAGAGCAUCUCCAUGAGCUUCAUGAAGCUCAUGCGCUACAUCUGCAAGGAAAACUCUGUAGGUUGCUAUCUGGGCAUGACAAUCCCAGUACUCAACGAAAUCCACCUGACCAAGGAAGGGACCGAGCUGGAGCGUGAGGUCGUAACUGCAUAUUAUCUCCCGGGAGAGUUCCAGCAAAACCCCCCUGUUCCCAUGGACCCCGAAAUCCACAUCACUGAGAGGGCACCACUCUGGGUUAUAACCAGAGUUUUCUAUGGGAUGACCACUGAGGAGACGAUUCUGCGAGAGAUCAGUCUCUUCUGGGAGCUUUUGGGCUCCACAGACACUGUGCUCCGAGAAACCUACAUCGUGGCUGCUUAUGAAAAUCCCAGUAUCCCUCAGCGCCGCAAUGAGAUCUGGUUCAUCUGCCGAGCGGAGUGAGUCCCCUCUGUGACCGCAAACCAUCCUGUGACAGGACCUGGUGUAGAUGGCAGUUCUGACCCAAAGGAGACGAAUGCACAUCCUGACCCACCAUUCACCCACAAAAUGACAGACUGGGGUGGGUUUGCACUCUGCCCUGUGAGGGCCCAGCCAGGGGAGAACCUGCCUGGUCUGCACUUUGCCUGCCCCUGCAGGGGCCAACUGAGGCUGGAGCUGGCACCGGGGAGAGCCUCUGCCGCAGACUCCUGGUGGGAAGCACGUGGUGGGGGCUCAUGUAAGGCAGUAACCGUAUGGGCUUGGGCAGUAUGCUAGCCCAGCCUGGACUUCUUUUAGCUCUGAGCUGGGAUUGCAGACCUGUGCCAGGCAUGCUAGUGGGGCUUGUGGUUGGCAGAGUCACAAGCUGAUGGUGUCUGGAAGGCAAAUGACUGUGUACGAGGUGUGGGACUCUGUCUGGGCUCUGGGCUGCUUCCUGUGAGAAUGACUGCCUGUCCUGAACAGAGCCACUGAAAUGCUGCUGCAGGGACAGUGAGGUUCAAAAGGGGAAAGGACUUGCUACAAGUGAGAUGUGGAUCCCGAAUGUUCCCUGUUGGGGUGGCUCUCUUUGGACUGUUGAGUGCCUCCCUGGAUGUCACUCAUUGUCCCUUAGCCAGGACUGGGGCGCUGGCAGCCUUUGUCUAUCAGUUGUGGGUGCUGUUUUGUGGACUUGCUGCAAGCUGAGAGGGACAGGUCCUGACAGCAGCAGCAGUGGCCCCACUGUGUGUUGUGCUGUGCAUUGAUCAGUGAGUUUCACAUCCAUGAAUACUGUCAUGCUUUCCUGGGGGGAAGCUGGUAGUGCCAACAGUAAAUAAACCCAGCUCAAACCA